This is a messenger RNA of Erinaceus europaeus (western European hedgehog), 2331 nucleotides long. It is a transcript of the gene TCP11L2, whose product is annotated as t-complex 11 like 2. The record is from RefSeq and is a predicted model, not a curated record. The coding region runs from base 266 to 1888 and encodes 540 amino acids. The transcript has 11 exons. Gene Ontology annotation, biological process: signal transduction. NCBI's taxonomy places the organism in Eukaryota, Metazoa, Chordata, Mammalia, Eulipotyphla, Erinaceidae.
UGCAGUGGCCGCGCCGUGACGGGCUCCCCGAACCCCUCCGGGCCCUUUAAAUACCGCGUGGGGCAAGGAGCCGGGCGGCGGGGAGCUGUGGGGCGGGCUUGUCUGGAGUGUGUGUGUGUUCCGUGCUCGGUGCUGGGACACCUGGAGACCCCCGGGGAGCUGUCGCUCAGUCUCCUUUCUCCUCUGCGGGCUGCGCGCUGGACUCGGACAACGAAAGAAAAAUAAAUCUUUAUUUCAGAGUGAGAGCACUACUCAGUUCUGGCUUAUGUUGGUACCGUGUAUUGAACCUGGGGCCUUGGACAUGCAAUUGAGGUGCUCUCACACAAUGCCCUUCAACGGUGAGAAGCAGUUUAUGGGUGAGGACCAGCCAAACGACUCAGACUCUUCCCAGCUUUCUGAAAGUGUGGCUUCACUCAGUGAUUGUGACUGCUCCAGGCAUAGCUUUACAAGCAACUCCUCCAGCAAAUCCAGCUCUCCUACUUCAACAAGCCCUCCAGUGGUUGUUCUAACUUAUGAUGAAGUGAUGGCUGCAGCAGGGGACUUGUUAAACUUGACUAUUGCUCACAAGAUUGCUGUGAAUGAGGACUUUGAACUGAAAAAAAAACCCAUCCCUGAGAACAGUUUGGUUGGGCAUGUGAAACGCAUUGUCCACCAGGCCUUCUGGGACCACUUGGAAUCAGAACUGAAUGCUGAGCCUCCCAAGUAUGAACAUGCCAUCAAACUGUUUGAAGAGAUCAGAGAGAUCCUUCUCUCUUUUCUGCAUAAUGGUGGCAGUUGGCUUCGAAACCAGAUCUGUGAAGUGUUGGACACAGACCUCAUUAGGCAGCAGGCUGAGCACAGUGCUGUUGACAUCGAGGGUCUGGCCAGCUAUAUCAUCAGCACGAUGGGAAAACUGUGUGCUCCCGUUCGAGACAAAGACAUCCAAGAAUUAAAGGUCACUGGUAACAUCGUGCAGGUGCUGAGACAAAUAUUUCAUGUCCUGGACCUCAUGAAUAUGGACAUGGUCAACUUUGCAAUUAAGACUAUUAGACCACUUCUUCAACACCAGUUGGUGGAUUAUGAGAGGACCAUGUUCCAGGAAAUUUUAGAAAAGACUCCAGGUGGUCUUAAGCAAACUACAAAGUGGAUAAGAGAAUCUCUGGAGGAAGAAUUACUUUCUCUUCCUGAGACUGCUUUAACUCCUGGGGCUGAAAAGACCAGCAAAGCAAACCUGAGCCCUACAUUGGUGCUAAAUAACAGUUAUUUGAAGUUACUACAGUGGGAUUAUCAGAAAAAAGUAUUUCCAGAGACACUCAUGACAGAUGAAGUGCGUCUUCAGGAACUGGCAGAAAAGCUGAAUCAAUUGAAAAUUACUGCCUGCCUGUCCCUGAUUACCAACAACAUGGUGGGUGCUAUUACAGAUAGCCAACCCGAGGUUGCAAACAGGUUGAAAAGGAUUUCAGCUGUUCUACUUGAAGGCAUGAACAAAAGGAACUUCAACUUGAAGGAAGUUCUGACUUCUAUUGGAGUUCAGACUUGUGUUGAGAUUAAUAAGAACCUGCUGGAGAGGAAUUUACCCACUUUAGGUGCUGAGGUUCAAGCUAAUCUUGUAGGUCAAUUUUCAAGUAUUGAAGAGGAAGGCAAUCCUAUCAGGUCUUUGAUUGAUAAACGAAUUCAACUGUAUUUGAAAAGCCUACUUAGUCUUCCAUCUCCUCCAAAAUGCCUUCCUCCAGUGCCAGGAGGUCUUGCUCUCAUCCAGCAGGAGUUAGAAGCACUAGGUUCUCAAUAUGCAAGCAUUGUGAAUCUUAACAAACAAGUAUAUGGACCAUUUUAUGCAAACAUACUUCGAAAGCUGCUCUUCGGUGAGGAAGCCACAGGAAAAGCUGAAGCUUCAUCUUCUGAUGAUUGAGGAGAUGACGUUGGCUAAGAGAUUGGAAACCCAGCACUUUGGUCCCCAGUCUUUGUACCGCUGGUGGCAUUAUCGCUGUGGUACAUUCUUAGUCCUGUGCGUGGUGCGGUGUUAGCCCAAUUCUGUGUGAUGAGUAGUAGUAGCAUUGCAGAAGAUACAUACAUCGUAUAGACCAUGUUUGUGCAUCAUUUUCAAGUUACAGAAAGACUUAAAGAACAAAAAGCUACUUGUGCUUAAUGACAUUACCUGUAUAAUACUUGUAAAUAUUGUCUUAAACAUUUACAGCUGGCCUAUUCAUUCAAUCCUAAAGGAAUUAUGUCUUCUCAUGUGUCACUGUCAAAUCUAAGGAGUUGAAAUUUUGGUAUCACUUCUUAAAGGGUUGAAAGUUGUGAGAAUAACAAAAGUGUUCAUUGUUCUGAAUAAAUUGUGUGAAGUAAGCAUUA